Molecule: messenger RNA, 843 nt
Organism: Dioscorea cayenensis subsp. rotundata (Guinea yam)
Lineage: Eukaryota; Viridiplantae; Streptophyta; Magnoliopsida; Dioscoreales; Dioscoreaceae
Product: vacuolar iron transporter homolog 4-like
Exons: 1
Coding region: 80-676 (198 amino acids)
Biological process (GO): intracellular manganese ion homeostasis
Cellular component (GO): membrane
Molecular function (GO): iron ion transmembrane transporter activity; manganese ion transmembrane transporter activity
Source: RefSeq, a predicted model, not a curated record
UCAUUAUAAAAAGCACACAAGGGCGUGUGUCUGCCAUACUUCAUCUUCAUCUUCAUCUUCACUCUUCAGUUGCACCACCAUGGCCACUAAUGAAACCAAGAUCACCAUUGAAGGCAAAGAACAGGUGGAAGUGAACUACUCCCAAAGAGCACAAUGGCUAAGAGCAGCAGUUCUUGGUGCAAAUGAUGGCUUAGUUUCCACUGCAUCACUGAUGAUGGGAGUUGGUGCUGUGAAGGAUGAUCCAAAGGCCAUGCUCAUCUCUGGCUUUGCAGGCCUGGUGGCCGGAGCUUGUAGCAUGGCUAUAGGAGAGUUUGUUUCAGUCUAUUCACAGGUAGACAUAGAGGUGGCUGAGAUGAAGAGGAAUGGAGAAAGCAAACAUGGAGAUGGAGGAGGAGUGCCGAGCCCCGUGCAAGCGGCCGUGGCGUCGGGGAUGGCCUUCUCUGUCGGUGCAGCGGUGCCAUUGCUUGCGGCUGGAUUUAUAACUCAGCAUAGCGUGAGGUUGGGUGUGGUGGCCGCGGCGGCGAGCUUGGCUCUUGUCAUGUUUGGGUUGACCGGGGCAGUGCUUGGCCGGGCGCCGGUAGUGAGGUCUACUGUCAGGGUGUUGGCCGGAGGUUGGAUGGCCAUGGGUGUUACUUUUGGACUCAUGAAGCUCUUUGGCUCCUCUGCAGCUCUUUGAAUGUUGUUUUCCCUCCAUCCUUCUGUACUUGUGGCAAGCCAACAUGUGGUAUAAUGGUUUCUCUGUGUGUCUGUUGUUGUAUGUUGAUUGAAAAAUCUCUCAUUUAAAUCAUGGAGAAUGAGAUAACUAAUGAAUGUUUAAUAGAGGAGCAUAUGAGAUUCAAGAAA